Messenger RNA from Heterostelium album PN500, 6942 nucleotides. RefSeq names its product type A von Willebrand factor domain-containing protein (gene sibB). Lineage: Eukaryota; Evosea; Eumycetozoa; Acytosteliales; Acytosteliaceae. The transcript has 3 exons. The record is from RefSeq and is a predicted model, not a curated record. The coding region runs from base 1 to 6942 and encodes 2313 amino acids.
AUGGAGGGCAGAUCGCUCACCACAGUUUGUACACUUUUACUAUUUGUAACUUUAAUUUCACAUGUUUCAGCAACCCAUUUUAGAUAUGGUACAUUAUCUUGGGUUCAGUCAACAUCAAAUGAUAGAGCUUGGACCUUCACAUUGAAGGCAGCUUUCAGAUAUUCCUACUUCCCAGAGAAUAGCAUCUACCCCAAGGUUGGUGAUACCAUCACCUACGGUGUUUUCAGUUUCGAUUAUACAUACAGAGCUUGUUUCAUUUUCUGCUGGGAUGAAACAGACACUGACCAAUACAACAUCAAAUGGGUUGUCAACAAUAUUGAUCUCAACUCUGAUUGGAUUACAGCAACUAUGAUUCAAGGUUUCUCUGCAACCAGCGGUAUUUUCUGGAUCAAGGGUUACUACUAUGGACAAAACAGAUUGUCAACAUUGGUAAACAAUGCUGAUGGUGCAUGGAAUCUCCAAGUUAUUAUGCCACUCAAGAAUGGUGUCACUGGACAAGUUUCACCAACUUCAUCACUUCUACCAGUUAUUCCACUCAAUUUGCAAGAUCCAUCUUCAAAGAUUUUCCCAAUUCCAGCCAACGACCCAAGUAAAACUACUCUUUCCUACUCACUUGCAUCAUCUAGUGUCAUGGCAGGUAGCCAACCAAAUGGUCUCUCCAUUUCUUCCAAUGGUAUUGUAACUUUCAAUCCAACUCAGACUGGUGUUUUCAGUGCUCAAGUCCUUGUUACCAAGUCUUACUCUGGUGCUGGAACUACAUCGUACAUUCCAGUUGAUUUCCUUGUCAACGUUACCAACACACCAAUCAUUGCCACUCCACCAUCUUUUAUUGUCCCAACUCCAACCAUCGGUACCACUCUCCAAAUCAGUGCUAGAAUUCUUUCCAACAUUGUUUUGGCUGCCUAUACUCCAAUGUCCGGAAGAACUUGUGAAAUUUCUAUUGGUGAUUUGCCAACUGGUGUUGUCCGUCAAUCUCCAGUCGUCAGUGGUUCCUACACCAAUGUCACUCUUCAAUGGCUUCCAGAUACCUCUGCAGUAGGUACCUACAUUAUCAAUUUGUCCACCAAGGACAAUCAAGGUGUCGUCAUGUCCGGUGGUUCCCAAUACUUCUAUUUGCAAGUUACCAUGCCACAAUGUGGAAACGGUCAACCAGUGGGCGGUGUCUGCCAAUGUGACCCAGGAUGGACAGGUCCAAAGUGUGAUCAAUGUGCUCCAGGUCGUUACGGUCCAAACUGUAUUGUAACUCCCCCAUGUGUCAAUGGUGUUCCAUCGGAAGGUACUACCGGUACUGGUAUCUGUACUUGCAACCAAGGUUGGACUGGUCCAUCCUGUAACCAAAACAUUAUCCAACGUUGUAGUUUGUCUAACCCAUCCACUAUCAUUUCUCAACAAAUUGCUUUGGCUUCACAAAUUUUGCAACCAGCCGGUUCACAAGUUUUCCUCUCUGCCGGUUCCUUGUCAUCCGUCAACUUCCCCUCAUACAUAAAUCAACCAAAUAACUUGGCUUUGGAUAUCUACUUUGUAUUCGAUUUAACCUCAGCAUCCUCGAUUCCAGCAACCACUUUUGCCAGUCUCAAAACCUCCUUCCCAACUUUGGUCACCAAUUUGGUAGGUGUAAGACCAGUUAUCAAGUAUGGUGUUGGUACCUUCUCUGACUCUGUCGCUUCCGCCAGUCCAUUCACCCUCAAGUCCUACUUGAAGACUGGAACUGAUAUUAUGGCAACCAUCAACUCAUUGGCUUUCACCACUGCUGCACCAUUGCAAGAUCUCCCAUACACUGCAGUCACCCAAGGAAUUCCAUACAUGACCUGGUCAAGUGCCAACUCCAUCAAGUCAGUCAUCUUGAUUACCGAUAACAACAUUGCACCAUCAACUGCUGCUUUGAAUCAACUCCAAGCUGCUUUGACCAACUACAAUGUAUUGCUCGGUGUCUUUGCCUAUGGUAGUUCCUCAACCUACAAUUGGUUGUCUCCAGCCAAGCUCGGUGCCAACUUGGAUUGGUCCGCUUCCUCCAACUGGUUCGCUCAACUUCCAAACUUGGUUAGCACACUCGGUAGCAGCAUGAACAUCUUUGUUGCCAGUGACACCAGUUCAGUUGUCAAUGCUGCUCCAGUGUUGACCAGCAAUACUGCAACAUUCGCCAACUUCACCACCGUCCUCAAAUUCCCAGUCGCACCAAUCACCGACAACAAUCCAACUGUAACUCUCCGUUCUCCAGGUUUCGGUCACCAAAUCAUCAAUAUCCAAUAUAACCAUGCUCCAGUGACCUCAUCGUUCUCGAUCACCGUAAAUGAGAAUACAGGUGUUGGAACUGCACCAACUACAACCUUUGCAGUCUCGGCCAGCGACGUUGAUUUCAACGUUCUCUCUGUAAAUUUCGCCAAGCUCCCAACUCUUGGUACUUUGUUGUACAAGGGUAAUCCAGUCACCGCAUUGACUGAUAUUUCACCCCUUACUCCUACAUCAAAAGAUUUCACUUUUAAUCCAUCGCUCUACAAAUACGGUAGUGAGCAAAUCACUUUCACCGUUUCCGACGGUUGUCUCCAAACCACCGGUACUUUGACCAUCAACGUCAACAUGCAAAAUAUCGCACCAACCUGUUCCAACGUUGCCUUUACUGCCGAUCAGUUCAACAGCAUCAACUUCACCCUCUCUGGAACAGAGUUCAACGGUUUGAGCCUCAACCUCCAAUUGUCCUCGACCAUUGCUCAACUCGCUAGCAUCGGUACCAUUAUGUACAACGGUCAACCAGCUGUUGCUUCUACCAACUAUCCAAGCCCAUCGAACUUCACUUUUGUUCCAAAGAACUCAGCUGUCAACGGUCCAUACUCCACUUCAUUCAUUGUCACUAAUCCAGCCACUCUUUCCAAGAUCUGUACUUUGACAAUCACAGUUGCCCGUCUCUACUUGCCACCAACCAUCAGCAUUGUCACCUCGCAAACCAUGACUCCAUUGACCACCAAGACUAUUCCAUUCACCAUUUCCAGUUAUGAAGAUAUUCUUAAGGUCAAUAUCACCAGCAUCAGUCCAGCCAGUGGUAAAUUCUAUGACAAUAACAACAGUCCAAUCAACUCUGCUCCAUACCAAUUCGGUACCUACACUCUCACCGGUGUCUACUCAGCAUCUGCCAAUAUCUACUAUGCUGCUAUCAACGCCAACGAGAACAACAUUGCCUUCACCAUCCAAGUUGCCGAUUACUUUGGUGGUACCGAUACCAAGACUGUCACCAUUGCCGUCACUGGUCCACGUGUCAACCAUCCACCAAUUGCCAACGCAAUCCCAACUCAAGUAUUGAAUGAAGACGAUGUCUCUGCCACCAUGGUUCUCAACGGUUCCGAUCCAGAUCAACCAAGAUACGAUAACACCCUCAGUGUCAUCAUUAUCAAUUCCCCACAAUCCGGUGUUUUGACCAACCCAGACGGUUCAGCUUUGAACAACUUUAACAACGCUCCACUCAAUGUCAUCUACAAACCAAACACUGGAUUCUACGGACAAGAUCAAUUCACCUAUGCCCUAGAAGAUUCUCUCAGUGCUUCAUCCAACCAAGUUGUAGUUACCUUGAAUGUUAACCACGUCAACCAUGCCCCAACUAUCACUCUCCCAAGUUUGGCUCUCUACGGUCAAACCGGUGGUCAAACCCCAACUCAAACCUUCACAGUUGUCCCAUCAGAUGUUGAUGCCGGUGAUGCUCUCACUGUAACCGUUUUGACUGUCCCAACUCCAGGUGCUUUCUCUCUUGCUGCAUCUGGUGUUGCUGUUACCGCAGGUACUGUCAUUACCACAUUCGACCUUAUCUACACUAUCCCAGUUGCCAUCAACCACGAUUUCGUCUCCUCGUACUCUAUCAAGGUCUGUGACAACUACAGCCCACAAUUAUGUUUCACUCAGACUGCCCCUGUCACUUUCAACUUCACCACUAUCCAUCCACCACCAACCUGUCAACCAGUAACCAUCACCACUGACCAAUUGACAAACUAUCCAUUCACUCUUACUGGUGCCGAUCAAGAUUCAGCCCCAGGAACUGUCACUGCCCAAAUCACUGCCUUCCCAGGUUUGUCAACUGUUGGUUCACUCUUGUACAACGGUCAACAAAUCCAAACCACUGACCAACUCGUUGUCCCAGCUGCAGUUACAUUCUCUCCAUUGGCCACCACUGAUAAUGCCAACGUUCCAUUGGCCUACACUAUUGUAAAUCAAUUCGGAAUGAGUGUACAAUGUCCACUUACUUUGAUUGUCAACCGUGUUGGAGUUGCUCCAACUCUUCAAUUGUCCGACACCAUCACCAUCACCCCAGAUGUCAACAAGUCAAUUCCAUUCACCGUUUCCGAUCUCGACUUCAAUGAAGUAUUGACUGUUACCGUUACCUCUGUCACUCCAUCGUUCGGUACUUUCUACGAUCAAAACAAUGUCACCAUCAACACUGUCAACCAAGCCCUCGGUAGCUUCAAUGUUGCUGCCACUCACACCUCCAGCUCAUUCUUUACCUACAAGGCAUCUAACCAACAAUACUCUGGUGUUAGCAUCACUCUCUUGGUUACCGAUUCCACUGGUAAAACUGACAGCAAGACUCUCAACAUUGUUGUCUCUGGUAGUGUUGUAAGUUAUCAACCAGUUGCCAACCCAGUUGGUCCAAUUGUUACCGACCAAAACGGACAAUCCGAUGAAUACACUUUCACCGCUUCACAUCCAAAUAUGCCAGCAUACAAUGGCGCCCUCACUGUCGUCAUCUCAACUCCACCACAACGUGGUAGCAUUGUCAACCAUACCUCUUUGGCUACUCCAACCAAGUUCAUCUAUGUACCAUCACCAAACAUCUUUGGUACUGACAGCUUCCAAUACUACGUUGUCGAUGACAAUGGUAUCACCUCCAACAUUGUCCCAGUUGCAGUCACCAUCAACAAGGUCGAUUACCCACCAAUCAUUGAUUUCAAUCCACCAACUAUUGUCGCCACCGGUGAUUGUCUCACUCAACCAUCCUCAAUUCCAUUCAACUUGACUGUUACCAACAUCAACGAAGUCGAUUUCUACAAUGUCACUCUUACUGUCCUCCCAACCAAGGGAUUCUUCUACUACAAGGGACAAAAGAUUGUAGCCGUUCCAUUCCCACUCCCAAUCGAUCAAUUGGAGAACACCCUCACCUUCUUGUCAAAUGACAUCAAGUUUGGUUAUGCCGACACCUACCAAAUCACCUCAUGUACCAACAUCAAGUGUGGUAACACCACCGGUAAUAUCUUGUUCGACUACUCCUAUUCCACUCCAGUCGGUGCAACUCAAGACGUUGUCACCCUCCAAGACGCUCCAGUUGCAUUCACUCUUGGUGGAUCCGUUUGUGAAGGUGAGACCGUUUUCUUCCAAUUCCUCUCACUCCCACUCUAUGGUGUCUUCAUUGACUCCAACGGUAACAACAUCACCUCAACUACCACCAAUGUCACCAACCCAUCUGUCACAUACGCACCAAACGCUGGUAUCUACGGUCGUCCAGUCGAGACUGUUUACUACCAAGUCUUAUCUCACCGUGGACAAGUUUCAAUCUCAUACCCACUCAACUUCUAUGUCGAUCAAGUUAUCUUCCCAACAUACAAUGGUCCACUUAACUUCACCACCUAUGAGAACGUUUCACUCCCACUCAUGUUCACAGAGUCCAACGUCGUUGGUUCCAUGAUUCAAAUUCUCUCCUACACUCGUAAGGGUGAAUUGGUAUACCACUUCAACGAAACCUCUAAUAUCAACAUCACCAAGAGUGGUUUGCAACGUGGAGGUGCCUCACCAUACAAAUUCACCUACUACCCACCACCAGGUGUCUUUGGUCAAGAUUUGGAUAGCUUCCAAUUUGUAUUGGCUCAAAACUUCACCUCCAAGGUUUACACUGUCUACAUUACCGUUCUCCAAGUAUUCGUUGCUCCAGUUGUCAUCCCAUUGACCUACACCAAGGAAGACGCACUUGUUACCCCAAUCCAAAAUGGUAUCGCCCAAGUAUUGACCAACGGUUCAACCGUUCUCACCUGGAAUGUCACCUCUGAAGAUUUGCCAUGGGCUACUCUCACCAGCAAUGUCACCACUCCACUCAACAGAGGUCAAUUCUUCCAAUAUGUCGAUGGUGUCAAGGGUGCUCUCAUCUCUGGUACCAAUCAACAAGUCAGCCGUUCCUCCAACGGUCUCUGGAGUGUCUUGUAUCAAACCCCACUCGGUAGAUCCGGUAAGAAAUUCGCUACUCUCUUGGUCUAUGCCUACGACGAGAAGGACUUGUCAAGCAGCAAGACCAUCUCAGUCGAUGUUUUCCCUAAGAAUGUUCCACCCGUUGUAACACUCAACCAAACCGUCCAAUACGCCAGCAACAAACUCUCAUUCGCCUUUAACAAUGUCUCUGUCUACGAUUUCGAAUCGUUCGGUAACACCAACAACAUCACAAUAACUGUCAACCUCACUGACUCUGCCACUGGUGAACUCGCCACCACCGGAUCGAUCUACAUGCAAUACGCCAGUGCCGAUUCCUGUUCAACUCUUACCAACACUUCCAUCACUUGUUUGAGCACCAACAAUCUCCUCAACUACUAUUUGAGCUCGUUGACAGCCUCCUUCACCAAGUCUGGUAACUACACAUUAGUAGUAUACGUUAACGAUCUCGGAUACAUCCGUACUCUUAACAUCUACAAUAGCGUUGAUCAAUUGAGCGACACCAAGACCUCAGUCAUCAUUGUAACUGCACCAGGUAAUGGAGGUGGUAACAAGACUGUUGUUAUUUCCGCCGCUAUUGCUGCCGCUGCUGUUGCCGCUGCCAUCAUUGCCCUCGGUGUCUGGAGAGUCCUCAAGGCACGUGCUCCACCAACUGAUGCCUUCUUCGGUGACUCACCAUUCUCUGACGGUUCCGUCUCUAGUAACCCAUUGUACGAACACUCUCCAAAUUCUGGUAACAAUCCAUUAUACGAAGGUGGAGUCAAUUAA